AAAGGCUUCACGAAUCUCUGCCUUUUGCUCUUCCGUUAAGCCAGUUCGCCCUCCCUUUUUAUCGCGGCGAGCAGCAGUGACAGUCUUCCGGUGGAAAAGAGGAAAACGGUGCCUCGUACGUUUGCUCUGGAACCAUACCUAGCUCAUUGAUGCAAGUCUAUCCGAUCCCAAUCCAAACCACAAUACAUUAACAGCUUUACAUGAUUGGGGCUGCCCUCGCUAACAGAAUAUCUUCUUCCUGCGAAAGCAAGGAUAGCUUUAGGUCGCAUUACUUCGUCAACUAAAGCCGUCCAGGGCGCCCAUCAAUUGAAUGUCACCGGCAGCCAGCGGGCAUUCGUUAGGAACCUGUCCGGCGAAUCCCAGCUGCAAACGCCUGGGUAGUUGCAGCCCGGGGUUUCGCUCCUCCUCUGCCUCAACACAUCGUCUUGCGCCACGCCCACUCAACCGUCCCAAGCACCACUCAACCAUCCCUCUACCGCACCGACUGCUUGCUACCUCCAUGUCGUCGUCUGCAUCUGACCCACCGGCGCUCACCCAAGCAGCUCAACCAGAAGGCCACUUGGAAAGCAGCGCUGCUGCUGCCACACAGCGGGUCGCAGGGCUGUCUCAGCUCGCAGGCCGCUACAAAGCCCUGCUGCUAGACCAGUUCGGUGUGCUCCACGACGGCCGCCGCCCCUACCCGGGCGCCAUAGCUGCCGUACGCGCCGCCUGCGCCGCGGGGCUGCGGCUGCUGGUGCUCAGCAACUCCUCGCGCCGGUCGGGCGGCACGCUGGACAAGCUGGCGGAGCUGGGCUUCCCACGGGAGUGCUUCGAGGGUGGGAGGUGUUCUCACCAGCGGGGAGCUCACCCACCGCUACCUCACCCUCCGCCCCGACCCCUGGUGGGCGGCGCUGGGGCGGCGUGUACUGCACAUCAACUGGGCCGGCAGGGGACCCGCCAGCCUGGAGGGGUACGGGCUGCAGGUGGUGACCGACCCACGGGACGCUGACUUCCUGCUAGCGCACGGCACGGAGGGUGUGUCACUGCCGGGCGGCGGGGUGGCGGAGCGGUCGUUGGAGGAGCUCAAGCAGCUGCUGAGGAGGGCGGCAGCGGUGGGGGAGGUGGAGGAUGAUACGGAG
Astrephomene gubernaculifera is the source of this 1118-nucleotide messenger RNA. NCBI's taxonomy places the organism in Eukaryota, Viridiplantae, Chlorophyta, Chlorophyceae, Chlamydomonadales, Astrephomenaceae. The record is from the annotation of a GenBank genome assembly.